UCUAACUUCCCACGAAACCCUCGUCUUCCCCGUUCGCGUCUGCCUCUGAAUUGAAUUUUCUCCAGACGCCUGCAUAUCCAGGCAUUUUAGCCUAUUACCGACUCGUCUCUGUUAGCCGGUUCUCUGACUAAAACACUAGUUUCUUAGCUUCCUAUGACAGCCGUUCCCUCUCUACUGUCUUUAUCACUGCACCAGUCUGGCUCUGUUUUGUUCAAUCAAAGUCGCGUUCUACUGUGAGUACUCGGCGAGAUUCAUUUUCCGCCGGCUUGGAUGAUGUGUACGAUUUCCCUGGUUUUUUCUAUUGGUAGCUUAUUCGGCGAGUCUUCAGCAGCAUUUUACAGACCAGGCAAUUUUGAUAAUUUAAAGCCACUAGAAACCUGCAAGGCUGAAACCAUAAAACUGCAAGCCCAAAGUUGCACCAUGUCCUCGCCUUUCUCUCUGUGAUUGUAAAAACCAUGGCCACCAGCAUGGGCAGAGUUGGCUCUUCUUUGCAUGGGCUGGCAAAAAACCCACGUUUGUUUUCCACCAAAGCAACCAGCCACCACAACCACCACCAACAGAACCAUAAGUUCUUGGAGGCCAAUUCCUUCUUAGGCACUUGGGAAGCACCAAAGGACCCAAAAGAGGCAGAGAGGAAGUUGGCCCAGUUGAGGAGAGACUAUGCUAAGCAAGUGGCAGAGCUGCGCAAGGAGUACGUACACGAGAUGGAGCUGCUCCGCCUUGAGAAGCAGCGGAAGGAUGAGGCCAGGAUGCAGGCCAUAAGGGCUGCCAACGAGGAGCGCAAGCGCUUGAAGGCUGAGAUCGCCAAGGUCAGAGCCCAGGAGCGGAUGGUUGCUGAAGAGGAGUUCAGGAAAAUACUUUUGAAAGAGAGAAGAGAAAAGCUGGAAAAUUGGAGGAUGAAAGAAAAAAUGAAGGAAGAGAAGAAAACAGAAAAGAAUGAGGUCCUACGCAGACAAAGUUCCACGUGGAUUGAUGAGUCUGAGUUAGAGAAGAGGAUCCUGGAAGUUGUAGUUUACCCCACUCCUCUCUGAGUAAUUCCUGUCAAAAACUUGUUAUUUGCUUUGAUGCCCUCUUGAUAUUGUGGAACUUUUGAUAUAUAUAUAUAUAUUUAUGCAUCAUCUCUCAUUUUGAUAUUAUAUAUAUGCAUGGGUUAUAUAUAAUAUCAUCAUCUAUUAAAUAGCAAUG
Carica papaya (papaya) is the source of this 1185-nucleotide messenger RNA. RefSeq lists its product as uncharacterized. Lineage: Eukaryota; Viridiplantae; Streptophyta; Magnoliopsida; Brassicales; Caricaceae. The record is from RefSeq and is a predicted model, not a curated record.